AGCGGCUGCAGCAGCGGUGGACCGAGCAGCAGCUGGCCCGGCUCGGAACGCGAGUAGCGGGCGCUAAAGCGCACGGGUCAUUAUCAUCCAAAGGCCUACCUAAAACCAAAGGGAAAAGUCAUGGAGAGGGUUUUCCUCACUGAAGAGAAAGCCAAUUCAGUAUUAAAGCGCCACCCAAGAGCAAAUGGUUUUCUGGAGGAGAUAAGACAGGGAAAUAUUGAACGUGAAUGCAAAGAAGAAGUUUGUACUUAUGAAGAGGCAAGAGAAGCCUUUGAGAAUGAUGUGAAGACUAAGGAAUUCUGGGACACCUACACAAAGGAACAUCAGGGAGAAAGUAGCAGAGGAAAUAACUGGUAUCCAUUUUACCUUGCAUUUCCAUUAAUCAUUGGCCUUUUUGUUAUCCUCCUCAUCAUAUUCAUAACUUGGAGAUAUCUCCUAAAAAAGAAAACUCGCAGACAGACGGUGUACAUGCGUCGGGGAGCCCUGGAAGCCAGUAGUGAUGGCACCAUGACUGAUGGGAGAGGUUCUCUUCCAUCCCAUCUCAGCAUCACUCAUUCCCCACAGGAAGAAAUAUUUGACAGUAGUGGGUUAUCCCCAGGAUUUUUGGGUUAUGUAGGUGGGCGCUCAGAUUCUGUCUCUACACGUCUCUCUAACUGCGAUCCACCACCCACCUACGAGGAAGCCACUGGUCAGACAAACUUGAGAAGAAGUGAAACAGAACCUCAUUUAGAUCCACCCCCCCAGUAUGAUGACAUCAUGAACUCCAGCUCAGCCAAUGCCAUUGCUAUGGUACCUGUCGUCACCACCAUCAAGUAAAGCAGAAAAAAGUCUUCAUUUCUCUGGUUAUUUUUAAACUACUAACGGGAGAAUUUUGUAGCACUUUAUCACUGCAUAAUCAUGCAUUUACAUAAUUUAUUGGACCCUCAAAGCAUACCACUUCCCUUUCCCCUCCCCCCAAUAUUGUUUUCCUUCUUUUUCUUUGUUUUUGUUUCUUUACUUCAGGAUUUAUCAGUGCUCAUUUUGGCUAGUGGGGAG
Molecule: messenger RNA, 1035 nt
Organism: Gracilinanus agilis (Agile Gracile Mouse Opossum)
Lineage: Eukaryota; Metazoa; Chordata; Mammalia; Didelphimorphia; Didelphidae
Gene: PRRG1
Product: proline rich and Gla domain 1
Exons: 4
Coding region: 121-816 (231 amino acids)
Cellular component (GO): extracellular region
Molecular function (GO): calcium ion binding
Source: RefSeq, a predicted model, not a curated record